AUGCAAAUUCUCCUCGUGAUUGUUUCUGCGUCGAUCGUAAAAGCGGAUGUGGGCUACUAUGAUAUUGCAUCAACUAUAUCACCCGCAGAUUCCCACGCUUAUUCUUUAUCAAAUCCAAAAGCUGUUCGGUAUAGACCAAUACAACGUAGGAAUUAUGAGCCAUCGGUCUCCAAAUUCGAAAACGGCAGCCGCAUUACUGGACUUAUGGAUUUGAUGAUAGAUCUUGGCAAGACAGCACAAGAAAGUGGAAUUGUUGACACAGAAGUGUCUUUGAUUCGAUUAUUUGUGCAACAAUUGCUUACCAUUUCCGUCUGUUCACAAUUUUAUCAAGUGCUGGAAGGGCUUACGAUUUCCCCGACGGCUGAUCGAGUUGGAGUGAUUCUAUACAGCAGUUCAAUUAGAAAAAAGGAGAAGAUAAAAUUGGGAUCAAUAAACGAUGCUGUGAAGCUUGCCACAGCGAUUAAAGCAUUACCAUUUCUCUCUGGAAUCACAUCCACCGGUGCGGCUCUGAAACUAGCCAUGGAUUCCUUAAAAGCUCGAAGAUCUAACGUCCGCACCAGUGUUGUUGUAAUGACCGACGGAUUUAGCUAUGACACAGUAAACGAGUACGCAGCGAAGCUUCGUAGAAUGCCAAAUGUCAGCGUGUAUACCGUGGCUAUAGGUGAAAUUUAUGUCAGAAAAGAACUGGAAGCCAUAGCUGGAACGCCAAAUAGUACACUCUACGGUUCGUCAUCCUAUGGUCAGCUAGUGAAGCUCAUCAAAAAGUGCAAUGAUCAACCUACGAAGUACGAGAAGGUGGAUACUGCUACAGUGCAUUACACUAAAACCGUUACGGACAGCCAAGGUCGACAUCUCAUUCCUAUACCUCAUUUGAAUGAAAUCUCUUAUGAAGAACCAAUUGGAGAGUCAACAAGAGUUUCGGGAAACAACUUGGAAAGCUCUGGAUGGAACGAUCCGAAAACGGGCAAUGAGGGCUUGAAAUAUUUGGAAACUGAGGGCUCCGGAGUCUUGGCAGAUCAACAAAGUUCUGGAGGAUCUGCUCGUACCGCCUCCAACGUGCUUAAAGAUGACUCGCUAAGUACUACCAUGCAGCAAACGGAUCUACUAAAUUCGAUUGAUAAUGGGAAUGAAGAGGAGCGAAACAUCAAGAACUUUGCUGCAAUUCCCACCUGUCGUUACGACAUUGUCCUUGUGUUCGACGCAUCUGGAUCACUUAAGGGAAGGUUUGGAGACGAGCUUGAAAUUGCCAUUCGCCUCAUUGAUAAAUUAGUAAUCGGCCCCAAUGACUCUCAGAUCGCUGUCAUCAAAUACGCUGGUAGUGGGAAAUCGCGUGUAAUUCUCGAUUUUAACCAUAUCACCGCUAAGAAAGAAAUCAAGAAACGAAUUGCUCGCAUAAAAUUUUUGAGUGGAACGACAUGCACAAAUGAAGCGCUACUGAAAGCCGCUAGUGUCUUCUCUAGAAAAGGCGCAAGACCUAGCAAAGCGAAACCGAUUGCUAUUGUAUUCACAGAUGGUUACAGCACUGUGGAUCCAACAGAAGAUUCACUUGAUUCAGGAGCUCGUUUUCUGCACAACAUGGGGGUAAUGGUAUUUGUUAUUGGCAUGGACAAGGAUGGCAAACCUAUAAAUCGAAAAGAGCUCGAGCUGAUUGCUGGUCAUUCAUCAAGAGUUUAUACAAUGUCGACUAUCUCCGAAUUUGAACGGGAACUCUGCAGAGUCGGCAAGAACUGUUUGGAAAAAGCCCAUUCUCCAAACAGCUAG
Angiostrongylus costaricensis is the source of this 1761-nucleotide messenger RNA. The record is from the annotation of a GenBank genome assembly. Lineage: Eukaryota; Metazoa; Nematoda; Chromadorea; Rhabditida; Metastrongylidae.